Molecule: messenger RNA, 1730 nt
Organism: Eubalaena glacialis (North Atlantic right whale)
Lineage: Eukaryota; Metazoa; Chordata; Mammalia; Artiodactyla; Balaenidae
Gene: FDFT1
Product: farnesyl-diphosphate farnesyltransferase 1
Exons: 7
Coding region: 137-1552 (471 amino acids)
Biological process (GO): cholesterol biosynthetic process; farnesyl diphosphate metabolic process
Cellular component (GO): endoplasmic reticulum membrane
Molecular function (GO): squalene synthase [NAD(P)H] activity
Source: RefSeq, a predicted model, not a curated record
GCGGCGGACGCCCGCUCCCUGCUCCGCCGCCCCAAGCCUAUUGCGGUGGAGCAAGAGCUGGUCCCGCCCCUCGGUGGGCGCCCCUCCGCUCCUCUCGGGUCUAUGGAGGAAAAACUGCGCUGGCCCCGCGAUUCCCAUGGCCGCAGUCGCCUGCGGCACCAAGGCCAUGUCCCUUUUCAAGCGGACCUUGGUGCUGAGCCCCGGCGCGGCGCCCAGGGGCGCGGGCACUCCCCCGCGCGGCUGCCCCUUGCCCCCUGCCGCCUGGCCCUCCAAGGACCGGCCGCGGGGAGAGGGCGUGUGCGGCCGGCUGCGGAGCCCCGCGGCAGCUGGCCGCCCGCCCCAGCCCCACUCCAGCCCCUCCGCGUCUCCCACCGCCGUGUGUCUCCUCUGCCCGCAGGACUCACUCAGCAGCAGCUUGAAAACUUGUUACAAGUACUUGAAUCAGACCAGUCGCAGUUUCGCAGCUGUUAUCCAGGCGCUGGAUGGGGAAAUGCGCCAUGCAGUAUGCAUAUUUUAUCUGGUUCUCCGAGCCCUGGACACUCUGGAAGAUGACAUGACCAUCAGUAUAGAAAGAAAGGUCCCCCUGUUACACAACUUCCACUCGUACCUUUAUGAGCCCGACUGGCGGUUCACGGAGAGCAAGGAGAAGGACCGACAAGUCCUGGAGGACUUUCCAACGAUCUCCCUGGAGUUUCGAAAUCUGGCUGAGAAAUACCAAACAGUGAUUGUUGACAUUUGCCGGAAGAUGGGAUUUGGGAUGGCCGAGUUUUUGGAUAAGCGUGUGGCGUCUGAACGGGAGUGGGACAAGUACUGUCACUAUGUUGCUGGGCUGGUGGGAAUUGGCCUUUCUCGUCUGUUCUCGGCCUCAGAGUUAGAAGAUCCCUUAAUUGGUGAAGACACAGAGCUUGCCAACUCUAUGGGCCUGUUUCUGCAGAAAACAAACAUCAUCCGUGAUUAUCUGGAAGACCAGCAAGAAGGAAGAGAGUUUUGGCCUCAAGAGGCUUGGAGCAAGUAUGUGAACAAGCUGGGUGACUUUGCCAAGCCAGAGAACAUGGACUUGGCCGUGCAGUGCCUGAAUGAGCUCAUAGCCAGCACGCUGCACCACAUCCCUGACGUCAUCACUUACCUUUCACGACUUAGAAACCAGAGCAUAUUCAACUUCUGUGCUAUUCCACAGGUCAUGGCCAUUGCCACUUUGGCUGCCUGUUAUAAUAAUCAGCAGGUAUUCAAAGGGGUGGUGAAGAUACGAAAAGGGCAAGCAGUCACCCUGAUGAUGGAUGCCACCAACAUGCCAGCUGUAAAAGCUAUAAUACACCAGUACAUGGAAGAGAUUUAUCACAGAAUCCCCAACUCCGACCCAUGUUCUGCUAAAACAAGGCAGAUCAUCUCCACGAUCAGGACACAGAAUCUUCCCAACUGUCAGCUCAUCUCUCGGAGCCACUACUCACCCAUUUCCCUGUCGUUUGUCAUGCUCCUGGUGGCCCUGAGCUGGCAGUAUCUGAGCGCCCUGUCCCAGGUCACAGAGGGCUGUGUUCAGACCGGAGAGCACUGACUGGGCUUGGGCGGGAGACUGGACACCCUGGGAAAUGGACUGACCUUCUCUUCAGGGAUGGAUGUGGGCUUCCCCCCUUUUUCCCUCCUGCUUCAAUCCCUCAAAGAACUCUGUGGGCCUGGACCUUUAGAAACUGUGACAUGUGGUGAAGAUAAGAUUAAAGGGAAAGGACACUUCA